GUGCUGGGCGCCCCCGGCGACCUACCUGCUACCGUGGACGCCAUCCACUCCACCGGCAUGGUCCCCGUGGCCCAGGUGCCCGCCAUCUUCCUGUGCUCCACCCUCAGCAUCGUCUCCGGCAGCAGCCUGGGACCGGAGGCGGCCAUCCUGGCGCUGUGCGCCGCCAGCGUGGGCUGGCUGUCCAAGAACGUGCUGGGCCACGGCGGACGGGCGCUGCGGGCGUGCACGCUCAUGGGUGCGGCGUCGGGCAUAUCCGCCCUCUUCGGCGUGGGCCUGGCGGGCACCAUGUUCGCCUUCGAGGUCCUGCACCGCAACGGCCCCCAGUUCUUCGAGCCCCUGCCCUACGCCCUGGCCUCCAGCAUGGUCUGCCUGGCCGCCAUGCGCGCCCUCUCCGGCCUGGACCCCAUGGGCCCCGUCUGGGCCUUCCGCGACCCCCUCCUCUUCGUCGACUCCCGUCACCUCGCCAUCGGCGCCAUCCUCGGCGUCGUCUCCGCCGCCAUGGCGCUGGCGUUCAUCAAGAUCAGCGCUACCAUGCGCGCCGGCUUCAGGGCCGUGUCCCUGGAUCCGAUGCGCCGGCCGAUUGUGGCGUCGGCGGCGGGUGGGGCAAUCCUGGGACUGAUCGGCGCGGCCCUCCCGCAGACGAUGUUCUGGAGCGAGGGCGCUAUCGGCGUGAUCGCAAACCCCCAAUCCCCAAUCCCCCAUGUGUGGCCCCAAGGGGGCAUCUGGGCCCCCGUACCCAACCCCCCUUCCCCCGGCGUCUGGGCGGUGAUCGCCGUCACCAAAUUGCUGACGAUUGGCAUAUCUGCCGCGGCGGGCCUGAGGGGGGGGGAUUCAUCUUCCCUCUGA
This is a messenger RNA of Ostreobium quekettii, 846 nucleotides long. The record is from the annotation of a GenBank genome assembly. NCBI's taxonomy places the organism in Eukaryota, Viridiplantae, Chlorophyta, Ulvophyceae, Bryopsidales, Ostreobiaceae.